Dromiciops gliroides (monito del monte) is the source of this 3475-nucleotide messenger RNA. It is a transcript of the gene TBPL1, whose product is annotated as TATA-box binding protein like 1. Gene Ontology annotation, molecular function: DNA binding; general transcription initiation factor activity. Gene Ontology annotation, biological process: DNA-templated transcription initiation. Lineage: Eukaryota; Metazoa; Chordata; Mammalia; Microbiotheria; Microbiotheriidae. The transcript is spliced from 7 exons. Bases 528 to 1088 code for a protein of 186 amino acids. The record is from RefSeq and is a predicted model, not a curated record.
GAAGGUGAGCUCCCAACGAGCUCCGCCCCCUUCGGCCCCGUAGGGGUCCUUCCUCCGUCUGCUCCUCCCUCCCCCUUCGAGAGUUGACGCAGAGACCGAGAAAGCGGCAGAGGCGGGAGGAGGAGUAGAAACCGGAAAUGAGUGGCUAGCGCGGCUCAGCAGCCGACCUCUCUGGGGGCGCUCUGGGCGGGCGUGUUCUCUAUGCCCUAACCCCCCCCCCCAUCCCCACCCCCACUACCCGCUCCCCGCGUUUUGUGCUGUUUAUUGUCGCAGGAAAGCGGCUGCGGCCUCGGACCCGGAACAACAAAGCGCGAGCGACAGAGCCGGGGCCGCGGGGGCUCCUAGCAACGGGCCGGGGCGGGAGUUCCAUGGAGACUGGGCAGCGCCGCCGCCUCCUCCUCCUGCUGCUGCUGCUGCUCCGCCGUCGCCACCACCACCAGCCGCACUGCCGCCGCCUCCUCCUUCCCCCUCGGAUGUGAGAGCUUCAUGGUGCACUGGUGGGGAAGCUGAGUUUGUAAACUACCCCAAUGGAUGCAGAUAGUGAUGUUGCAUUGGACAUUUUAAUUACAAACGUAGUCUGUGUUUUUAGAACCAGAUGCCAUUUGAACUUAAGGAAGAUUGCUUUAGAGGGAGCAAAUGUAAUUUACAAGCGUGAUGUUGGAAAAGUGUUAAUGAAGCUUAGAAAACCUAGAAUUACAGCUACAAUUUGGUCCUCAGGAAAAAUUAUUUGCACAGGAGCCACAAGUGAAGAAGAAGCUAAAUUUGGUGCCAGGCGAUUAGCCCGAAGUCUACAGAAACUUGGUUUUCAGGUAAUAUUUACAGAUUUUAAAGUCGUUAAUGUUUUGGCAGUGUGUAACAUGCCCUUUGAAAUCCGAUUGCCAGAAUUCACAAAGAACAAUAGGCCUCAUGCCAGUUAUGAACCCGAACUUCAUCCUGCAGUAUGUUAUCGCAUAAAAGCUCUGCGAGCUACAUUACAGAUUUUUUCAACAGGAAGUAUCACAGUAACAGGGCCAAAUGUCAAGGCUGUUGCUACUGCUGUGGAACAGAUUUACCCAUAUGUGUUUGAAAGUAGAAAAGAAAUUUUAUAAUUCACCACUCAACUGGUUAGGUCCCCUAACUGAGCACCUUUUAAAACUGCUGCACAUUGGACUCAAGGCAAAAAGAAAACUGGACCAAUAGUAAUUGAGGAAAUAGACUCUUUGAUUUGUUCAUGGCCACAGUGUAAGCUCCAGUCCCUUUGGAUUUUAUUUUGAACAGUGCUGUAAUGUAAAAAGUUUACAAGAUGUGAAAUUGCUGCUUUUACAAAAGGACGUUCUAUUUAUUUUCGCAGUAAUUCUCAUGUCAUAAGCAGAGCUGUCACGGUGUGCACUACUUUUAAGACAUAUUUUGGUUGGGGUUUUUUUUGGGGGGGUUGUUUUUCAGUUUGAGCUAAUGUGUUUUAUUUGUGAAUAGUCUUUUACAUUUUUGUAUGCUGAACAUGGGCACCAAAGAAGCUGUAAAAGUUAUCUUUUUUCAAUUGAUGAAUGUGUGCACAAAUAAAAGUUUGGAAAAGAUCUCUCUUCAUACCUAUUCUAUUAUUUUUCUUCCCCAUUUUCUAUUUUAACUGAAAUUGUAUUACUCAGAAUUCAUUUUUUUAAACUAUGCAAUCUUAGUCUUUUGCUGAAGUGUUUUUUGGCUUCCAUUUGAAGUGUAUUUUGUAUAUAUGCCACAUGUGUACAGUAUGUUCUUAAUGCUGUGUUACCAAAUGUCAGUUUUUCUUGCAAAUUAGAAAUUUUAAAAAUGUAUAUAAACUAUAGGGAAUAAGUAGAACUUUAUAGAUUAAACAUAAUGUCUUACAUUGCUAACUUAAUAUGAGUGUUAAAUAUCUUUUGAGAGUUUAAAGAAUAUUAGUUUAAUAAAGAAACUUCUUACUCACAGAUGGGGUAUGAAAAAGCAGCUCUCUUGGGCUGCAUCUCUUAUUUACCUUUGUUACUCUGGAAGGACCUUCAGACAGCUGAAGGAAAGUGAUGGAGGUUCUCAAUUUAGGCCUGUGCUACAGGCUCCUGCCAGUCUUGGCAGUUUGAUGAAGUUGUAUGGUCAUGACAGGAAGUGCCCCCAGGCUGUACCAUGCCUGUACCAUUAUACUUAGAAGGAAGCUCACCUUGGGCUUGAAAGACAUUUUGUGAGACAUGCCCUCUCCGAUUUUCUCUUAUUUAAUGGAGCUUCCAGUUAGUGGAAAUGAUAUGAAAUUACUUUGUAAUCCUAAUCCCUGAGCAAUGGAACAGUAAUUUUGCUGCAGGAAUGCCCUAUGACUUGAAUUUAACCUAGCUAACAGUGUUUUUAUCCUGAAAAAUAAAACUGAGUUUCCACAAAUCAUUGGAAACAAUAAGGAACACAAUACUGCACCAAAAUCUGAAUGUAUUAAAAUGUUAUGAAACAUUUUGAAUAAAUUAUUAAAAGAUGUGAGCUCCAUUAAGUAACUUUUCCUGUAUAUUAUAGAAUGCUAAAUUAGGAUAAAUUGUACAAUUUUGUACAAAUGUUACAUGUUCUAUGUGCCCUCUUUUUCCCCUCGUCCUUAUCAUUCUCCAUCCUGAUUACCCUAUAAGAAGUGAAAAGGCUGACUUCAAAAUAAAAUUCUUUCUUGUGGAGGUUUGUCUUGGGUAAUAAGCCUGACUUUGAAAUUAUUCUGAAUUUGUAGGUUAUUUUAAUGUUCUCAUUAAUAGUUUUUCUUCUAUAUUUAAUUCGUUUUAAAGUUCAAUAGUUUAUCUAAUGUAAAGAAUCAAAAUGGAUGAACAAAAGUACAAAUUCUGUAUUAUUAGUUUGAGCAUUGGUUUUAAUGAGCUUCCAGUUCUAAGCUGUUAAUAAACAAGGGAGCAAUAAGGAAAGAAGUGCAUAUGGAACAAUUAUAUUUUUAGAAAUUAUUUUAAAACCAGGAAAAGAAAAAAAAUAUGACUAAACCCAAGGAUUAGACUCAAAUCUCUUAAGAUUUUCAAUGAUGGUUAAACCAGCUUGAUUAGUACUUUCUCAAAUGGUACAUUUGGUUUUUAAAUUGGGGGGAGGGAAGGUGGUGCUGAAAGGAUAGAGAUUGUUUAUAUAGAGCUGAAUCAGUAUCAUUAGGUAGUGUUAGAUUACAACCCAAUAGGGUAAGAGCAACAAAUGGAUAUAUGCUAAGAGAGAAAUAGCUAUAAAACAUAUGUCACACACACACACACACACACACAGUUAUACUGGGGGAAGAGUAAUAAAAAUAUAUCCUCAUCCACAAUUCUCCCUAUUCUUGGAAAACAGGAGUUCUGAUGUGAGAAUGGGUAAACAUUUAAUUGGAAAUUAGAAUUAAUAGUUUUUUGAUACUGGUAUCACCAGCAAUAACCAACAAGGUUUGCAAGCAUCUGUUGAUCAUGAGUGCUCAUAAGCUAUAAUGGAGUGGGUUAUUUGAACCAUUUCAGGGAAUACCUGAGAAGCUUAUUUAAAAAAAUAAAAUAAAAACUAAGCCUGA